AUGGCAAGGAACUUGAGCAGUCCCAAAAGUUGCUCUGGCAGGUGUGGCGAUUCGGUGAAAGGAUCAAAGUCGAGCAUCAAAUAUCGAUGGAGGUACAAUAAUCAGGAACAAGGGCCGACAACCAAGGCACAAGACCUGAAUAAAAUGCCGAAUAUUCAAAAUGAAAUAUGGAAAGAUGUGACCGAAAACAUGAAACAAGAAGUAGGAAUAACAAAGAAAGUAUAA
Messenger RNA from Acanthoscelides obtectus, 225 nucleotides. NCBI's taxonomy places the organism in Eukaryota, Metazoa, Arthropoda, Insecta, Coleoptera, Chrysomelidae. The record is from the annotation of a GenBank genome assembly.